Messenger RNA from Schizophyllum commune H4-8, 861 nucleotides. RefSeq lists its product as uncharacterized. The transcript has 2 exons. NCBI's taxonomy places the organism in Eukaryota, Fungi, Basidiomycota, Agaricomycetes, Agaricales, Schizophyllaceae. The annotation marks the transcript as partial. The record is from RefSeq and is a predicted model, not a curated record.
AUGCCAGCCAUCGACGACUAUACAUGCCCUGCCUGCAAGACAAUAUUUGAUACAACACACGGCAGAGACUCGCACCUUCGGCAGUCAUCGAAAUGCUCUUGGUAUCGUGCCGGCAAGAUCGCGGAGUGGGCCGCCUACACCAUAGAAGAGCUACGGGAUGAGCCUUUAGAGGAUGUAUCACGUAUUGUACUCGAUGAUCAAGACUUAUUCCACUUCAUUCCACCCACCGUUCUGCCCAAUGCUCCCCCUUCGGCGCCCCCUACCGAUGUAGACAUCGGAGAAGCUGGGCCAGGCCCUUCCACGCAAGCGUACCGGGAUACCCUAUCCCCCGAGCCGGACCCUGACCUCUACUCACGCAUCAUCGACGAGGACACAACCGCCGGUCAUGUCGUUCGAAUGGCUGACAAGCUGCAUGAUCUCUGGAGGCAGCAAUUCAGUGCUGGCGGAGGCUCAAGUCAGGAUGAUGGGACGCUUCCCUUCACGCCUUUCGCAUCCGAAAUGGACUGGCGGAUCGCGCACUGGGUCAUUACAGACAACAUCGGGCAUGCUUCGUUGGAUCGGCUCCUUGCCAUCCCUGGGGUCUGCGAGUCUCUCGGCCUCUCCUUUCACAACACUCGAUCCUUGCAUCAAAAUCUCGACGAAAUCCCACUUCGCGCCGGCUCCUGGUCCACGAAAAUACUCCGCUUCCGGGAUCGCCCCGACGACGCCCACCUUAUCCGUAUGCGCGAUCCCGUCGAGGCAGUGCGGAGCCUCUGGGGGGAUCCUACCCUUGCCAAACAUCUGGUCUACCGCCCGCAGAAGAUCUUCGACAGUGCAAAGCGCGACAAUCGCUUCUUCUCUGAGAUGUGGACAGGCGACUGG